Columba livia (rock pigeon) is the source of this 3967-nucleotide messenger RNA. It is a transcript of the gene NR1D1, whose product is annotated as nuclear receptor subfamily 1 group D member 1. The record is from RefSeq and is a predicted model, not a curated record. Gene Ontology annotation, molecular function: nuclear receptor activity; zinc ion binding; RNA polymerase II cis-regulatory region sequence-specific DNA binding. NCBI's taxonomy places the organism in Eukaryota, Metazoa, Chordata, Aves, Columbiformes, Columbidae. Gene Ontology annotation, biological process: cell differentiation; positive regulation of transcription by RNA polymerase II; negative regulation of transcription by RNA polymerase II.
GGUGCAGUCAGGGGGCACAGUAAGGGAUGGAGGGACAGGAACAUGUGUCCCCCCCAUCAGUGCCAGGCAGAGUUCACCUGGUACCUGAGCACGGUGGGAUGGGAUGACCCCCUGGGGGGGUUGAGGUGCCCCGUCUGCACCCUGGUGGGUUUAUCUUGUCUCUCGCAUCCCCGCACCGAUCCUGGGGACCCCUGGGGGAGCUGAGCAGCCGGGUGCAGACGAGCACCCCUGUGCAGAGCCAGGUUUGCCCUCUGUGCCAUGUGCCGCAGCACCGUGCGCGGGGUUGUUUUCUGAACCCAGAUGAGCGGCUGAGUCAUGGCUAAUUGCCGUGGACCAGGAACGUGCCAGGAGGGGAACGAGGCGCCGUGCAGGGCUGAUGGCACCUGCGCGCUCAGGUCAGCCCGGGUGGCUGAGCUGCUGGGAGUGGGGAUGGGGUAUUAAGGGCCCCCCUGCCCUGGGGCCCGGGUCCCCCUGGGUCCCCCUGGGUCCCCCAGCCCCUGUGCCAGCCUGGCCCCACACAUCCUUCCGGGAGUCACCAGGGCUUCUCCCUGCCGGAGGUGCUGGCUGCAGCGUGGCCACGGCACCGCGCAACCGCCCAGUGACUCAGGGGGAGGGCACUUCCUGCAGGGUGACAGGGUGUCCCUGCCACCCCCCAGUGCCACGGGGCACCCCGUGAGCUGUGAGCAGCACCAGCACCCAGUGAAUGUCCCUGGGGGUCCCCAGCUGAGGAACAGCCCACUGGGGAUAGCGCCAGGGUCUCCUUGGGGUGUAGAGCUCUGGUGCACCCUCAGGCACCCCACAAGCUCCCGGCACACCGAGGGUGCCCAAGGCCUCCCCUCCCGUGGGAUUUAGCUCCGAGGAUUUCCCGGUGCUGGCACAUCCGUUCUCUGCACCUUCAUCUCCUGGCUGCGGACCAGGGCAGCUCCUGGCACGUGGCACCCAGGACAGUGCCGGCACCCCCAAAACCUUUCCCUCUGUGGGGCUGUGAGCACCCAUGGAGACCCCAGCACUGCCAGGCUGGUCUGGCCCCUGCGCCGUGACCCAGAUCUGCUGGGUGACUCUGCCCUGGCACCGCAGUGCUGGGCACAGCACGUCGCUGCAGCCCCUGCGGCACCGGGAUCGCGGCCAGGCUCAGCCGUGGCUGCCAGGCACGUGCCACACCGGGCAAACACCGCAGGCAGAGCAUCGCCUGGUGGCACUGAGGACAGGCAGGGACUGGGGAGGGGGCUGGGUCAGUUGGGUAGGGGUCUGGCUGCGCCGCUGCUGUGCAAUGUAUUGGCAUCCCCGGUGGAGGGGGGGCUGUGGUGCUGGUGCCACACUCUGCGUGAGUGUCCCCAGUGCAGAAGACAGUGACGUGCUCAGGUGUGCUCAUCCUGUGCUGGGUGACAAGGGUUGUCCAGGUGUCCCCAGGGGACAGUGACAUGCAUGGUGCUAGUGCUGUGCCUGGAUCUCCCCAGUGCGGGGGACAGUGCCAUUCUCAGGUGUUCCCAGUGCAGGGACCACGCUGCGCUGGGUGACAGGGGUGCCCGGGUGUCCCCGGUACAGGGGACAGUGCCAGGCAAGGUGACAGGGGUGCCAGUGCUAUGCCAAGAUGUUCCUGGUGCAGGGGACUGUGCCAUGCUCAAGGGUUCCCCCGGCUGUGCUGGGUGACAGGUGUCCACAGUGCAAGUGACCGUGCCACACUUGGGUGCUCCCAGCGCAGGGACCAUGUGCUGGGUGACAGGGGUACCCGGGUGUCCUUGCUGCAGAGGACAGUGCCAUGCAGGGUGACACGGAUGCCUGUGCUGUGCGCGGGGCGUCCCCGCUGCAGGGGCCGGUCCCGGUGCCGGUCCGGCUGCCGGUGCCGGUCCCCGCGGGCUGGGAGGCGGCCCCGGUGCAGGGGUCCCCGUUGUGCCCGGGCUCCCCGGCGGCGGAAAGUGUGUCACUGGGGCACGAGGCUCUCCCCGGGAAUCACAUGGGGGAGGCGGCGGCGCCGCGUGCGGCCCAGUGCGCAGCCGCGGCCGGUGCCGGGCGGGCGGCGGGGCGGGCGGCGGGCGCACAACAGCCCUUGCCGGGCGGCGGAACGCACGGCUCGGCGCGGCUCCCUUCGCCUCGGCCCCGUUUAGCGCGCUUCUGGCAGCGGGAGGCUCGGCGGCUCCGGGACAGCCGCUCCCCGCCCUCCUCCCCGAGAAUGGCCGCCCCCGAAGCCGGUAGCACAGGCGGCGUGAUCAGCUACGUGGGCUCCAGUGGCUCCUCUCCCAACCGCACCAGCCCCGUCUCGCUCUGCAGCGACAGCUCCAACAGCAGCUCCCAAUCGGGCUCGCAGCCCUUCCCCACCUACUUUCCACCGUCGCCCACCGGCUCCCUCCAGGACUCCCGCGCCUACGGCGGGGGCUCGCUGGCCCCCCGUGAGGACGGCUCCCCUUCAUCCUCCUCCUCCUCUUCCUCCUCCUCGCUGUAUGGCUCCUCGGUGAACUACCCCGGGGUGCAGCAGGUCCCCGUGGACGAGCGGCGCCGCAGCUCGCCCAGCAAAGCCGGCAGCACCGUCACCAAGCUGAACGGGAUGGUGCUGCUUUGCAAGGUCUGCGGGGAUGUCGCCUCCGGCUUCCACUACGGCGUCCACGCCUGCGAGGGCUGCAAGGGCUUCUUCCGCCGCAGCAUCCAGCAGAACAUUCAGUACAAGAAGUGCCUCAAGAACGAGAACUGCUCCAUCGUCCGCAUCAACCGCAACCGCUGCCAGCAGUGCCGCUUCAAGAAGUGCCUGCUGGUCGGCAUGUCCCGUGACGCUGUGCGCUUCGGGCGCAUCCCCAAGCGGGAGAAGCAGCGGAUGCUGGCGGAGAUGCAGAACGCCAUGAGCGGAAUGGGCAGCGUCCUGCCGGGGAUGCCCGGCCCUGCCGAGGGCCCAGCACUGAGUGGGGGCCGCACGCUGCCCCCCGGCCCCUCGCCGUCGCCCCCCCCCGCCUGCUUCUCCCAGUUCCCCCAGCAGCUGACGCCCCCCCGCUCGCCCAGCCCCGGGGGGGCCACCGAGGACGUCAUUGCGCAGGUGGCCAAGGCGCACAAGGAGAUCUUCGUCUACGCGCACGACAAGCUGGGACCCCCCCCGCCCUGCGAGAACGGCCUCCCCCGCUGGGACGCACCCCCCGCCUGGGCCCCCGGGCUCCCCGAACCCCGGCUCUGCCCCCCCACGUACCCUGAGCCCCCGGCGCGGAGCUGCCCCUGGCCCCGCGGCACCAAGGACGUCCUGCCGGCCUGUCCCAUGAACAGCCACCCGCCCGGCCGCAGCGGGCGCUCGGUGCAGGAGAUCUGGGAGGAUUUCUCGCUCAGCUUCACGCCCGCCGUCCGCGAGGUGGUCGAGUUCGCCAAGCACAUUCCCGGCUUCCAGGCCCUUUCCCAGCACGACCAGGUCACCCUGCUCAAGGCUGGCACCUUUGAGGUGCUGAUGGUUCGCUUCGCCUCGCUCUUCGACGUGAAGGAGCAGACGGUGACGUUCAUGAGCCGGACGAAGUACAGCCUGGAGGAGCUGUGGGGCAUGGGCAUGGGCGACCUGCUCAGCUCCAUGUUCGAGUUCAGCGAGAAGCUCAGCGCCCUGGACCUCAGCGACGAGGAGCUGGGGCUCUUCACCGCCGUCGUCCUGGUCUCGGCAGACCGCUCGGGGAUGGAGGACACGGCGUCGGUGGAGCAGCUGCAGGAGACGCUGAUCCGCGCCCUGCGCGCCCUCGUGCUCAAGACGCACCCGGCGGAGACGUCGCGGUUCACCAAGCUGCUGCUGAAGCUGCCGGACCUGCGCACCCUCAACAACCUGCACUCCGAGAAGCUGCUCUCCUUCCGCAUCGACGCCCAGUAGUGCCCCCACGGACCCUGCAGACCCCCCCGCGCACCCACCACCCCUGUACAUAGCACCACGGGCUGGGGAGGGGGAACACACAAGCCCCCCGCGAGGGGCAGCACGAACCCCACGGCACCCAUCAGACUCACCCCAGGUGGGUGC